Molecule: messenger RNA, 668 nt
Organism: Callithrix jacchus (white-tufted-ear marmoset)
Lineage: Eukaryota; Metazoa; Chordata; Mammalia; Primates; Cebidae
Source: RefSeq, a predicted model, not a curated record
AUGUAUAUCAAGAUGUGCUGACAGCAGAUAUCUGCCUCUUAAAGAGGGUCAAUAUACACCAUCCAAUUUUAUGUCUUCCAAAUCGUUCCCUCCUCCUGACCCUCCAACGUAUGUGAAACAGGAGAGUCUUCCGGUUUUCUCUGCACCCAGAGCAGCUCUCUGCCACAGCCCCUCACCCGCUGAAAAUCUAUGCUUGCUCCAAGUUUGCCUCCACUCCCUCCUUGGUCAAGAGUGCCUCACAGCUGAUGAGUUGUCCACUAUCCUCAGUGGUGCUGAAACAACCAGAGACACUGACAGAUGAGAGUCUCAGCAGCUUGGCAGUCUCAUGUCCCCUUACCUCACUUGUCCUUAGCCACAGCUUCCAAACCAGCACCAUUUCAAGGGACAUCAACACAGCAGCCAAGUUCAUUGGGGCUGGGGCUGGGGCUGCUGUAGUUGGAGUGGCCGGCUCUGGGGCUGGGACUGUGUUUGAGAGACUCAUCAUUGGUUAUGCCAGGAGCACUUCUCUGAAGCAGCAGCUGUUCUCCUACACCCUUCUGGGCUUUGCCUUCUGGGAGGCCUUGGAGCUCUUCUGCCUGAUGGUGGCCUUUCUCAUCCUCUUCACCUUGUGAAGGAGCUGCGUCCACCUCCCAUAGUUCUUUCUCCCAUAUCUGGUGGACCCUGUGUGU